AUGAAAAUCUUGUCAGAAGAGCAAACACCAAAACUCAAGAUCUCAUUACAGCAAAAAAACAUGUUUUCUCACCGUAGUUUAGCAUUGUAUGGCGGUCAUGAAGACGAAGUCAACUGUUUAGUCUUUUCAUGUGAUUUCGAAAUUCUUCUUACAGGCUCAAUACAAGGAUAUAUUCGAAUAUGGAAUACAGUUUAUCAUCGUUUGACAUUGAAAAUUCAACAACGUGCAGGUCGUAUUCGAGCUAUAACAAUAUCUAAUGGCGACAAAUAUUUUGCCACAAGUGCAAAUGACACUGAUGUCCGACUGUAUGAAACACGGACUGGAGGUUUAGUGCAUUUACUCAGUGGGCAUCAGUAUCCAUCGGAUUGUGUACAAUUUUCAUCUAAUAGUCGUUUGGUUGCGAGUGGUUCCUGGGAUUGUCGAACAAUACUAUGGAGUGUAACGACAGGAGAACAAAUGUAUAAUUUUGAUAAUCAUACGAACGCAGUACAAUCAAUUGCAUUCCAUUCUUAUAAGAAUAUCAUGAUAACCGGUUCUCAUGAUCACAAUAUUUUUCUAUAUGAUUUUGAUAAGUUACCAUCGUCAACACCAGUUAAGCUUCAAGGGCAUUCCAACAACGUUCAAGGAUUAGCCUUUUCUUCCCUGCCAUAUUUCGCAUCUGCUGGAUGGGACAAAUCGAUUAUUAUUUGGCAUCUAGAAACGUAUCGUAUACAUUCUCGUCUAUAUGGCCACACAGGAUGGAUUCAUGCAGUAGUUUUUCGCGACGAUUCUGGUUCAGUACUGGCCAGUAUUGAUGAUGAUACGGUCCGUGUAUGGAAUAUUCUUACCAGUAUUUGUUCAUAUCGCUUGAAAAUUCUCAGUGAUGUAUCUUGUUUUGUUCGGUUUCUCCCAAAUAAUCGAGGUAUCCUAAUUGGUAGUGCAAUCUAUGAAGUUCUCUUCGAUCAACAAGUAUCGUCUCAUACGCGUAGCAAGACAAAACGUGUCUGCGAACCGUCUACUGGUAUCACUAAACUGACCGCAUCACCGACUGACAAUGCGUUAAAAAUUAAACUCACGAUUGAUUAUCGCGAUGCACAGAAAUUCUAUUUAAAUCAACAAUUAACUUGUCAGAAACGUUUGAAUCAAACUGAGCAAAAACCGAAGAUAAUUCUUUUCUGGACAAAAAUAUUUACCACGCCGAUCAACGAACGCUAUGUCAAUAAUUAUUUAUUUACAUCAUCAGGACGUUGUGCUACAGAUCGAUGUCUCGUUACCACCAAUCGACAACAAUUGUGCGCAAGCGAUGCAGUGAUCUUCCAUGCACGCGGGCCCAUACAUAUGCACGAUAUGCCUAAAGUACGUUCAGCUCAUCAACGAUAUGUUUUGUUAACCAAAGAGCCACCCUAUAAAACCACUGCUAUUGUUGGACAUUUGGAUUAUUUUUUCAAUUGGACAGCGACAUAUCGUGCAGAUUCGGACAUUAGCUAUAGAUAUUUUCAAUGGCGUCGAAAAUCAGAACCCGAUAAAAACGUCAAUAAGCAAUCUUAUCUGAACAAUCGACAAGCUCGUGCUACAUUGAUGAUUAGCAACUGUUAUUCUCAAAGCAAUCGUGAAGAGUAUCUAGAACGUUUGGAAACAAUCAUACCUUUAACUCGAAUGGGAUAUUGUUCCAGGAACAAAUGUCCUCGAUCAAGAGAUUCUUGUUUAAAAGAAUUAGCCGUUGCACAUCCGUUUUAUCUUGCGUUUGAGAACUCUCUAUGUCGGGAUUAUGUUACCGAAAAAUACGCAAAUGUGAUCGCGAUUAGUCAAAUGAUACCUGUGAUCUUUUCCCACGCUCCAAAUCUCUACAUUCCUGGUUCAUACAUCAAUGCCAAUCAAUUCUCUUCUCCCGAAGAAUUGGGCCGAUUUCUUAUCUAUCUGGUCUCCAAUGCAACGGCAUAUGAUAGUUAUUUCGCAUGGAAACGAGAGUAUGAACUUGUCAUACCUGAUGAAAAUGACUAUCUAUGCGAAUUAUGUCGCAAAUUGAAUAAUUCUACUGAACCCUAUAAGAUAUAUAGUAGUAUGAAACAAUGGUUGUACACUGAUGCAACGUGUCAACGAUGGGUAUCGAAAUUGAAUAGAACAAUUGAUGUGUCCGUCGAUGAAACGAUGGACUAUGAAGAACCGUGGUUUUAA
Messenger RNA from Adineta ricciae, 2154 nucleotides. The record is from the annotation of a GenBank genome assembly. Lineage: Eukaryota; Metazoa; Rotifera; Eurotatoria; Adinetida; Adinetidae.